AUGCGAGAGUUUGAUUUUCAUUAUAGCCCUUUUAUUGCUCUUGGGCUUGAUGCGGAACAAAAAUACUCUGAGAAGGACAUCGAGAAGGCUUUCAGACAAGCAUCCCUGCAUUGCCAUCCAGACAGACGGCGUAUAGUCGAUGUAAAACUAGACAGAUGGCCUACUAUUACUCAUUUGAAAGACUCCAGAGAGUAUAUUACCGGCCUACUUAAUCGCGACUUAAAUGCCCUCCGCAUCCCACCAGAUCGAUUUUUGCUUUUUCCUAUAUCAUUCGAUCCUAGACACCCACUUGGGGAUGCAAAGGUCUAUCAUCUUACUGAAAAGCCAGGGAUUGUCUGGCGGCUUUGUGGCCUACCGCGUUCACAUGGCCGCGACGAGGUAACACCAGUCGAAGAGGACCGACAAUUUGAUCGUGAUCGACGAGGUCCGCCUCCAGCCAAGUACUUCCUUAGAGUAGAGCUCCAUUCACGGCACAUGAGAAGAGAGCUUAAAUCCAAGCUAGCACCAAAUGGCUCAGAACGCUCAAUCCGUAUCACAAGCAGUAGACAGUCUUCUGCAAGAUACUGCUGUCGAUAGGCUUAUCUUUCCAGAUUGAAGACCCAAGUAUAACUGCAGAAACAACGGGCCGCCGCCCGCUACCGCUCACCGUCGAAG
Messenger RNA from Truncatella angustata, 654 nucleotides. RefSeq lists its product as uncharacterized. Lineage: Eukaryota; Fungi; Ascomycota; Sordariomycetes; Amphisphaeriales; Sporocadaceae. The transcript has a single exon. The record is from RefSeq and is a predicted model, not a curated record. The coding region runs from base 1 to 576 and encodes 191 amino acids.